Molecule: messenger RNA, 3502 nt
Organism: Sinocyclocheilus grahami
Lineage: Eukaryota; Metazoa; Chordata; Actinopteri; Cypriniformes; Cyprinidae
Gene: col6a1
Product: collagen, type VI, alpha 1
Exons: 33
Coding region: 165-3059 (964 amino acids)
Source: RefSeq, a predicted model, not a curated record
UCAUUUGCUUUGCGCUCUGAGCGGACGCACCACCGUGCCACUGUCCGCUACUUCAUCUCACCCGAACCUGUUUUCAUAUUUCAUUUGCAAUCAUAUCACUCCUUCUGUUCUGUGUGUCCCUCAACAUCAGUUUGCACGGUUAACGUGCGUUAACAUCAGGAUCUAUGGCGCUGAAUGGAUAUAUAUUGACCGCGCUGUGCGCACUUUGGGCAGGGAUCUUCGCUCAGGAUGCCCAAAUACCCUCUUUCAGAGAGUGUCCUGUGGACUUGUUCUUUGUGUUGGACACAUCUGAAAGUGUGGCCCUCAGAGCCAAACCUCCAGAGUUUUUCAUCAACCAGAUCAAGAACUUCACUAAGAUGUUCAUCGAUCAGCUGAAAGACAUACCACAGCAAUGUAAUCGCGAUGUGACUUGGAACUCUGGAGCGCUGCACUACAGUGACGACACCGAGCUGGUGAUGGGGUUAGUUGACCUGAAAACAAAGCGUUCUGAGCUGAAGGCUGCCAUAGACAAAAUCAAAUACAUCGGCAAAGGAACGUACACUGACUGUGCCAUCAAGGAGGGUAUCUCUGAGCUACUCCGAACGGGCACCCAUUAUCAUGAGAAUAAGUACAUUGUGGUGGUCACGGAUGGUCACCCUGUGACUGGCUACAAGGAGCCAUGUGGUGGGGUCCAGGAGGCUGCCAAUGAGGCACGACAACACUCUAUCAAAGUGUUCGCUGUGGCCAUCUCACCUGACCAGGAGUACACCAGACUCUCUGUCAUUGCCACAGAUGUAAACUACAGACAGAACUUCACCGCUGCAGACAAGUCCCGCUCCUCACAAAUGGCCACUAUAAACUCCAUCGUCAACAUGAUUACAAAUGAAACAAAGGAUGUGUGCUGCUCCUUUGACUGCAACGCCCCUGUCGGCCCUGUCGGAGCACCUGGUGACUUAGGACAAAAAGGAGAAGCUGGAAGACCAGGCAUGCCGGGAGAGAAAGGUGAUGUUGGAGCUCAGGGAAGUCCUGGUGAUCCCGGUCCAGUCGGUUACCAAGGAAUGAAGGGAGACCAAGGAAUAAGAGGUGAUAAGGGAGGGAGAGGUCAUAAAGGCUUCGAGGGAGACAAAGGUCGUCAUGGUCUUGAUGGCGUCGAUGGACGUAAGGGUGAGCUGGGAUUCUCAGGCCUUCCUGGCUGCAAAGGGUCACCGGGGCCAGAUGGCUUCCAAGGAGAUCCAGGUCCUAAAGGAGAUCCCGGACAAUAUGGACUUAAAGGAAAAAGAGGAGAUCCUGGCAGAGACGGUGAACCAGGAAGACCUGGAAACUAUGGGCCUUCAGGGGCGAAGGGAGACAGGGGUCCUCGUGGCGUCAAUGGCGAUAAAGGGGAGAGAGGAGAUGACGGACCACCAGGACCAGAUGGCACAGGAGGAGAAAAAGGCACACCUGGUGAGAAAGGUGAACAAGGUUCCCGUGGUAACAGAGGGCCCAGAGGCGACCCUGGUGAACCUGGCCCCCGGGGUGAACAAGGACGUGAGGGAUCAGCAGGGCCAAAUGGAGAGCCGGGCGAGCUAGGAAGGACAGGGGCACCAGGUUACCGUGGCGAUGAGGGUCCUACUGGGCCAGAGGGAGCUAAAGGGCCCAGAGGAAUCAAAGGGGCCCCAGGAGACAGAGGCCUGAUGGGAGAGAGGUAUACCCUUUCUAGACUUCUGAUAUUAGCUAAUAUCAGACCAGGACUACCUGGGCCUAAAGGACCCAAAGGUCACAGAGGGCCGGAAGGAAAAGAUGGACCAAUAGGACCACCUGGGCCUGAAGGAACUGAUGAAUGUGAGAUUCUGGAUAUCAUCAUGAAGAUGUGCUCUUGCUGUGAAUGCAAAUGCGGACCCCUGGACAUUGCCUUCAUUGUGGACAGCUCUGAGAGUAUUGGAGCUUCUAACUUUGCCAUCGCUAAAGACUUCAUUGUGACGGUAAUGGACAGGCUCAAGUUAAAACAGUUUGGUGCCAAUGAGUCUCGUAUUGGCGUGGUGCAGUACAGCGGUGCUAGUGCUCAGGAGGUCGUACAGCUUGGUGACCCCAACAUUAAGACCCUGACAGACCUAAAACAAGCUGUGAAAGACUUGCGCUGGCUGGCUGAAGCCACGUACACUGGAGAAGCUCUGCAGUACUCGCUAAACAACAUGAUUAACAAGCUUGAGAUGGAGAAGAGCGUGGUCAUUGUCCUUACUGAUGGACGCUCCGACACCUUAAGGGACAUUGUGACCCUAAACGUGCUGUGUGGCAAGGGACUGAAGGUUGGUGGCAUUGGAAUGACGGAUUAUGCAAAAAGGAUGCCCAAUCCAGAACAGAUUGAUGAGCUUGUGUGUAAAGAUGAUCCCAGAAAAGGCUUCUCCUUUGUCUUAAACAACUUUGGUCUUCUUUUGGAUGACAGUUUCCUGCAAAACCUGACUGAGAAAAUCUGUGAAGAAAAGAAGUGUCCCAACUUUACUUGUCCAGUUUCAUUUAUUGACAACACUGAUGUCCUCAUCAUGAUGGACAGCUCGGCCAGCGUGGGGUCCAAGAACUUUGAGAUGACCAAGGACUUCGCAAAAAUGCUGGCUAAGCGCUUUUUGUCAGCAGAAAGAGGAAACUUCCAGGUCAGGGUUGGUGUUGGCCAGUACAGCAACAAUGCCAACAUAGAGGCCGAAUUUUCCUCAGAUUCCACCCAGGUGGUUGCUCAAAUCCCAGAAGCCAAGUUCCAGAAUGCAGGUACUCGGGUAACAAAUGCUCUAAACUUCGCCAUUGAGCGCUUCAGAGGCAGUAGGACGAGGAAGAAGAAGCUGCUGGUGUUUUCAGAUGGUCGUUCCCAAGGCGUCAACAUCAACCAGAUUGAAAAAGCCGUAGAGCAGGUGAGCAAUGCUGGCAUUGAGCUGUAUGUGCUGGCCGCGGGCAACCAGGUAAACGAGGCGCACCUGCGCACCAUGGUGAGCCGAGGCCGUCCCUAUGACAACACGUAUGCCUACCACCACCUUUUCAAAGUACCCGACUACCGCUCAUUGGUUACUGGGGUCUUUUACCAAACCGUAUCUCGCAAGAUUUCCCUGAAGUAGUAUAGCACAAGCUGUGAUUGUUUUCGUUUUUUGUCUAUUUUUCAUGUGAAUGAUAUAUCUGAACUUAAAAGGUUUUUCAUAGUCUCUGUUUCAUUUAAUAAAAGACGGUAAAUGAUUGUGUCAGAAUUCUUAAAAAAUACCUACUUUUUAUGUUACUUACUUCUUUGUACAGUAAAGGGAUUAUACAAGCCAUUUCACAGUUUACGUCAGUUGUUGGAGUUGGUUCUAGUGCUUUGACUAUAUGACUGUAUUUAGUUUGAUGUCCCUUUUUUCUCUGGUCAGGAGCUGAAAUCUCUAUGAUGAUGCAGACUUAGACUCUUUAAAAUGCAUUAAAAAAAAACAAUUGUAUCUUGCAGUAAGGGUCCAAAAUGAACACGUCCUAUCCAUCUAUCUAUCUAUCUAUCUAUCUAUCUAUCUAUCUAUCUAUCUAUCUAUCUAUCUAU